AUGACAACUCAAAACACAGAUAUAGCUACGACAGAAUCUUAUAGACAAUCACGAGUAUAUAGACGUGGGUACGAUCAUGAUCACGACGAUGAUGAUCACGAUAAUCAAGAAGAUAUGGAUCACAUGGACGUAAACGACGACAUGGAUUCAAAAUCCCUAGCAGAGUCCAAAGGGGAAUAUUGGGGCGGCUAUUACGACUUCCUCAUAAACGAAGGGAGCUACAAAUUUUGGGCUGUAUUUCAACUUGCCACCGCUGCGCUCCUCAUAUACAGCGGUUUCGCGGCUCUUUACUACGCCAAGGUUAAUCCAUCGACCACUGAUGACUACGAGGAUUAUUUUCUCCGCAGAAGAAAGCGUCAUAUUAGCGACACGCUUUUUUACAUCGACGGACCGACAUUCCAGAGGAUUAUCGACGCAUUGGAAAAUAUUCAUUAA
Messenger RNA from Microplitis demolitor, 435 nucleotides. RefSeq lists its product as uncharacterized. The transcript has 3 exons. Bases 1 to 435 code for a protein of 144 amino acids. NCBI's taxonomy places the organism in Eukaryota, Metazoa, Arthropoda, Insecta, Hymenoptera, Braconidae. The record is from RefSeq and is a predicted model, not a curated record.